AUGAAUGCCAGCGAUCCUGCCGAGGUGACUGAGAUUGCCAAAUCCAAGGCAAUCUCCCACGACAUCAGUACCAAUGAGAAAGUCCCAGUAGUCGAUGAUCUGACUAUCGACAAUGCCCCUCCCGUGCGAGAAGGGUCAAUCGAAGGUGACUAUGCUCUGGAUAAAACCUCUCCUACAGAGGAGGAACUGGCCACUUUGCGCCGUGUUGCGGGCAAGCUACCCGUCGCAGCAUACAGUGUUGCCUUUGUGGAACUGUGCGAGCGUUUUUCGUACUACGGUACCACUGCUGUUUUCGUCAACUUCAUUCAGCGACCUUUGCCCGAUCAAUCCACCACCGGUGCCCUUGUUGCAGGUGUCUCUGACUGGAGCAAUGAAUCACCUGGAGCUCUAGGUAUGGGCCAACAGGCCUCUACCGGAUUGACAUUGUUCAACUCUUUCUGGUCCUACAUCAUGCCCCUGUUCGGUGCCAUAGUUGCUGAUCAGUAUUGGGGUCGUUACCGCACCAUCAUGUCCGCCAUUGCCUGUGCGCUCGUUGGACACGUCAUUCUCAUCGUUUCCGCCAUUCCGCAGGUUAUUGAAAAUCAAAAAGGAGCCGCUGCCUGCUUCUCCAUCGGUCUUGUCAUUAUGGGUAUAGGAACUGGUGGUUUCAAGUCCAACAUCUCCCCCCUGAUCGCUGAACAAUAUCGCGACGACAGGCCCUAUGUCAUGACCCUUGCCAGUGGUGAGCGUGUCAUCGUUGACCCAGCUGCCACUAUUUCUCGUAUCUACAUGUACUUCUACAUGAUGAUCAACAUCGGUUCUUUUGUAGGUCAGGUCGCAAUGGUCUACGCCGAGCGAUAUGUUGGUUUCUGGCUCUCUUACCUCCUACCCACCGCCAUGUUCUGUUUAUGCCCUGCGGUAUUGCUCUUGUUCAAGAAGAACUACGUCCUCACUCCUCCCAGUGGAUCAAUCUACGGCAAAGCUCUCAAAGUGUGGGGUUUGGCGCUGAAGGGCAACUGGACUCUGAACCCCGUGCGAUGGUUCCAGAAAUCGGAUAAGGAUAUUUGGGCCGCUGCCAAGCCCAGCCACUUCGGGGCCAACAAACCCGCGUGGAUGGACUUCGAUGAUGCCUGGGUUGAUGAAGUUCGACGAGGACUGAUGGCCUGCAGGGUUUUCUUGUGGUACCCCCUUUACUGGCUCGCCUACAACCAGAUGCUGAACAACCUGACAUCUCAAGCGGCCACCAUGAAACUUGGAGGUGUCCCCAACGACAUCAUCAACAACCUCAACCCCAUUUCACUGAUCAUCUUCAUUCCCAUCUUCGAUCAUGUCGUUUACCCUGCUAUUCGCAAGAUGGGUUUCCACUUCACCCCUUUGAAGCGCAUCACGGCCGGUUUCAUUAUGGCCGCCCUCAGUAUGGUCGUGGCCGCUGUCACCCAACACUACAUCUACAAGUUGGGACCCUGCGGUAGCAAUGCCAACUACUGUCUGGAAGUGGAGCAGAAAUACACCAACAUCUCCGUUUGGAUCCAGGCCCUAACCUACAUCAUGGGUGGUAUUUCCGAGAUUCUUGCAUCCGUAACUUCCCUUGAGUAUGCCUACACAAAGGCCCCGAAGAACAUGCGCUCCCUCGUGCAGGCUGUGUCGCUGCUGAUGAACGCCUUCUCGUCUGCCAUUGGCCAGGCUUUCAUUGGUCUGGCUAAAGAUCCUCUCUUAACUUGGAACUACACGGUAGUUGCUAUACUUGCCUUCCUGGGCGGUGUUGGAUUCUGGGCCACCAAUUACAAGUUGGACGCAGAGGAGGACGCCAUGAAUAUGUUGCCAGACAGCAACUUCACCCCCCAGGCGGUUGUGGAUGAGGAGCGGAGGUGA
This is a messenger RNA of Penicillium egyptiacum, 1851 nucleotides long. Lineage: Eukaryota; Fungi; Ascomycota; Eurotiomycetes; Eurotiales; Aspergillaceae. The record is from the annotation of a GenBank genome assembly.